Onychostoma macrolepis is the source of this 3058-nucleotide messenger RNA. RefSeq lists its product as uncharacterized. The transcript has 6 exons. The record is from RefSeq and is a predicted model, not a curated record. The coding region runs from base 17 to 3058 and encodes 1013 amino acids. Lineage: Eukaryota; Metazoa; Chordata; Actinopteri; Cypriniformes; Cyprinidae.
AUUUCACCGGAUAAAAAUGAUUUGGCGCUGCGUCAUUUGUUACGUAUUUGUGGCUCUUACUCUUAAAUCUUUAUUGAGUCAGAUUAAUUUUGCACACAGUCGUAGUCCAGAUUUCCGCCUGGUUUGUGGAAUAGAUGGAUGUACUAAAGAGUACCGAGUCUACAACUCUUUUUGGUAUCACGUCAGACGAACACACUCGCAGUAUCUAGACGGCGGCAGGAGCAGAUCACUUCGGAGAGAGCGGUCAGUACACGAGGCAUCCAGCAAUCAUGUGUGGGCAGAUAGUGGACCAACAUUGGUGGCUCAGGAAGCAGGGAACUCAAGUAACAGUCCGGAUAAUGGAAUGACACUGGGAAACACUGUGGAUCUACAACCCUCGCUUCCUGUUCCUGUGGAACAUUUUGGUGCUUUUGACACUGGCGAAACAGUGUUUUCUGGCUUAAACAGUAACUCCGGUUUGCCAUCGCCUCAGAACCUGGAAAUACAGGAUGCACUGAAUGAAACUUCAGAUUCGAACCCCACUCUACUCGUUCCAAACAGGCCUUCGGAUGACUCAUGUUCUUCAAGCCUCCCCAAAGAAACCACGAAUGAUGAAUUAUCAAGUGAUGAUGUGCUGUCCAGACAUGCCACUGCUGUUGUGAUGACCGCUAGAGAGAAACAUCAUCUCUCACAGAGCGGAGUGAAUGAUGUUGUGGCAGCGGUUCAGGAGUAUCAAGCUCAGUUAUUGAACAGCUUGAGGAGUCAGCUACAAACAGUGUUCAACAGACAUUCAGAAAGUGAGAUUCAACAAGAAGCUUUGGGAAUCUUUGACUGCUUUAAAGAUCCAUUUGCUGCCGUUUCAACAACGUACAGGCAAGACAGUGUCAUAAAAGAAAAAUUCAGUUUUGUGGAAGCAGAAGAAGUUCCAGUUGGAUUAGCAGUAUGCUGUCAAAAAAGAGAAAAAAGAAGAGACCUCUGCAUAAAAAACAAAUGUUUCCAUUAUAUACCUCUGAUAAAGAGUUUAGAACAAUUACUGUCUCAUCCAAAAAUCUUUGCAAUGAUAAAUGGUGGACCUCAGAAGUGCAGCAGUGGAUAUUUUUAUGAUAUCAUAGAUGGCGAACUCAUGCUAUCACACCCUUUAUUUUCCUCUAAACCCUCUACUUUACAGAUAAUCCUUUAUUCAGAUGAAAUCGAAAUUUGCAAUCCGCUUGGGUCUCAUGCUUCAAAGAAUAAGUUGCUCAUGUUUUACUACACCUUGGGAAACAUUAAUCCAAAGUACAGGUCCAAAUUGGCUUCAAUCCGCCUUCUUGCCAUUGCGAAGAAAAGUGACCUCUCAGAAUGUGGAGUCGAUGCCAUAUUGACAAGACUGCAUGAGGACUUGGUAGAACUUUAUAAUGGCGUGAAAAUUCUUCUUGCGAGUGGUGAACAUGAAAUAUAUGGAGCAGUGGUUUCCAUAUGUGGAGAUACGUUAGCUCAACAUGAGCUGUGUGGAUUUAAAGAGGGUGUGGGCUUUGCAUAUAGUAAAUGCAGACAUUGUGAAUGUUCUUUUGAAGACAUGCAAAUGUAUUUCAAUGAAGAGAACUUUGAGCAAAGAACACUGGAAAGACACAUUCGACAGUGCAGUGACAUUAAGAAAGCCAGCACUGAGUUUCUCAGGAACAGCCUUAAAACUACAUACGGAAUAAACCGAAGGAGCAAAGUAAUGGAUUUCCCUGCCUUCAAUUUAAUCCAACAAACACCUCAAGAUAUAAUGCACGUAAUUCUUGAGGGCAUUGCUCCCUUGGAACUUAAGUGCAUGUUGAAACAAUUGGUUCUUUCGGGACAACUGGACCUAGAUGCUUUCAAUGCUGAUAUCAUUGGCUUCCCAUACUCUCCACAAGAUACUAGAGAUAGGCCUUGUCCUAUUGCAUACAGUACAUUAGCUUCCAAUGACAAUAAACUGAAGCAGUCCUCAGGUCAAAUGCUUGUUUUGCUCAAAAUAUUGCCAUUUCUGUUGGAUGUAAUUAAAGGUAGCGCAUAUUUUUCUUUCAUUCUUGAACUUCUGGAGAUCGUUCAGAUACUGUUUUCACCUGUUAUACAUCUUGAGACUAUUGACAAGUUGAAAGUACUUAUCGAACAGCAUCUUAAGCAUUUUAAGGACCUUUUCUCAGAUUACAACAUUACACCUAAACAACAUUACUUGAUUCAUGUUCCAUCCCAGAUUAAACUGUUGGGACCAAUGCUCCGUCACAUAGACUACAUGUCUUAUAAAAUUGAGGUUCCCAACCUGGCAGAGGGAACUGAACUCAUAAACGCAGAUGACCUUGUAGACUUUACACCGUAUUACAGUUUCAGUCACAAAGACAUGACAUAUGUCCCUAUGAAAUAUUACCUUGGAGAUCCUGACGCCUACUAUUUCGACUCACGCUUUGACGAGCUGUGUCGCAAACUGUUCAAACCCGAUCUCCAGACCAUUAUCGACUUCACUCUACGCCGCUACGGUUUAACGACCAACAACAUUCUGAGGAUUCUACAACGCCGCUCACCCGACCUGCGCAAAGAAUGCUUGGAUAAAUUCUGCACGGAGCUCGGAUACCGCAACCUGAGUUACCUAAAGGAUAUGUGUACCUCCUCCCCCCACACAGGGUUCGACACCACAGACGGUUGCUUCAACGGAAAAGGUUUCAGAAUCAUAAAAGCCACGAUCGUACUGCUGCUGCAACACAUCAUCGACAACAAACUAAGGGAUGAGUGUGAGGGGUGCGCAACGGACCAUCCGAGCCAGCUGCAACAUUCCUGUCUGUUUGAGCCUGACGCCUACUAUUUCGACUCACGCUUUGACGAGCUGUGUCGCAAACUGUUCAAACCCGAUCUCCAGACCAUUAUCGACUUCACUCUACGCCGCUACGGUUUAACGACCAACAACAUUCUGAGGAUUCAAGGAACUACCGGUGCUAUCCUGCACGAAUUAAGAGACGAACCAUUCAUCGUUGCAAAGCUGCAAGAAAUCAGGGAAAAGCUGCUGGACGAGUCCAACAAGAAAGUCAUUUACGAUGCCGUGGAUCUCUGGCAAAGCAGCGUGACUGUCCCAGGAGUGUGA